AUGCAGCAGCCGCCGCAGCAACAACAACAGCAACCAUUAUCACCUCUUCCAGCAUCUCAAAACAUUCUUGCCGGUGGUGUUCAUGUGGGUGGAAAAACAUCAUCGGAAUUUUACACGGUUGAAGUUGGUGAUACAACUUUUACAAUAUUAAAACGUUAUCAAAACUUGAGACCGAUUGGUUCGGGCGCACAAGGAUUUGUUUGUGCUGCUUAUGAUCAAGUUCUAGCUCAAAAUGUGGCCAUUAAAAAAUUGAGUCGUCCAUUUCAAAAUGUCACACAUGCCAAACGAGCAUUUCGAGAAUUUUGUAUUAUGAAAUUAGUGAAUCAUAAAAAUAUCAUAUCUUUAUUGAAUGCAUUUACGCCACAACGAACAUUAGACGAAUUUGCUGAUGUUUAUUUGAUAAUGGAAAUUAUGGACGCUAAUUUGUGUCAAGUGAUACAAAUGGAUUUAGAUCAUGAGAGAAUGUCCUAUUUGCUUUAUCAAAUGUUGUGCGGAAUCAAACAUUUACAUACAGCUGGAAUUAUUCAUAGAGAUUUAAAACCAUCAAAUAUUGUUGUUCGGUCAGAUUGUACAUUGAAAAUAUUAGAUUUUGGCUUGGCAAGAACAGCUGGUACAUCGUUUAUGAUGACACCUUAUGUUGUGACACGAUAUUAUCGAGCGCCUGAAGUUAUUCUUGGAAUGGGAUAUCAAAAUAAUGUUGACAUAUGGUCAGUCGGGUGUAUUUUUGGUGAAAUGAUACGUGGCCAAAGGGAUGAGGACGAAUUUCUCCCCCCGUUUGAAACUCGGAAUAAGUGGUCUCCGAAUAUUGAUCAAUGGAAUAAAAUUAUUGAACAAUUAGGAACGCCCACGAAAGAUUUUAUGAUGCGUUUACAACCAACUGUGAGAAAUUAUGUUGAAAAUCGGCCACGUCAUCAAGGCUAUCAAAUUGAUCGUCUAUUUCCCGAUACAUUAUUUCCACCUGAUAGUGAACAAUCUAAGUUAACAGCUGCGUUAGCCCGUGAUCUAUUAUCAAAAAUGUUGGUUAUUGAUCCUGAAAAGCGUAUAUCUGUUGAUAAUGCUAUUAAUCAUCCUUACAUAAACGUUUGGUAUGAAGAUUCUGAAGUGAAUGCGCCUGCACCUGGUCAAUAUAAUCAUUCGGUUGAUGAACGGGAACAUACAGUUGAUCAAUGGAAAGAGUUGAUAUUUCAUGAAGUUAUUCAAUAUGAAUUAGCUGAAAUUUCCAAGUAUCAACCACAACAGACGAUUCCUCAACAAGCGCAAUUACAACAAUCUUAUUUGGCUUCAAUGUUCAACAAUGUUGUCAAUGGUGCCACAACUCCCGGCGCACAGUCAAUAGAUCAAGAACAAAUGAUGGAUGCAAACUAA
Molecule: messenger RNA, 1365 nt
Organism: Didymodactylos carnosus
Lineage: Eukaryota; Metazoa; Rotifera; Eurotatoria; Philodinida; Philodinidae
Source: the annotation of a GenBank genome assembly